This is a messenger RNA of Fundulus heteroclitus (mummichog), 3528 nucleotides long. Its product is annotated as anoctamin-9. NCBI's taxonomy places the organism in Eukaryota, Metazoa, Chordata, Actinopteri, Cyprinodontiformes, Fundulidae. The record is from RefSeq and is a predicted model, not a curated record. Gene Ontology annotation, molecular function: protein dimerization activity; chloride channel activity. The coding region runs from base 272 to 2599 and encodes 775 amino acids. Gene Ontology annotation, cellular component: plasma membrane. The transcript is spliced from 25 exons. Gene Ontology annotation, biological process: chloride transmembrane transport.
GGCAACGCAGAAAUACAUCUCAUUCCAUUCUGUCUCACCUGACAAAUCACGUCCAGAGUCUCAUUUAGGCUUUGCCAACAGUGCAACACAGCGGGCGGCGGUCUCCUUUUUUGGUUUCUACUCGCUUUAUUCGCAUGGACUGAGGAGCUGACACGGCCACAAAAGGUGGCGUCAGUUUAGAUAAAUGCUCUGAAACCAGCAACAGAGAGCUCGCCGACACUGGAGAGAAAGGUUGUUGUUAUCUGGGAGGUCGCCGCUGGUUCCCCUCAUCAUGCCGGGCCACAAGAGGCAGUCAAGUAUGGAGCUGCUGGAAUUAAUGGGAGUGGUGAAGGAAAAUGGAAAUGAGCAUACCUCAUUUCCUCCUGUGUUCACUUCGCUGUCAUACGACUACGUCCUGGUCGCCAAAACGAUCGAUGACCAGGAGAGGGAUGCCUUCAUUAAACAGACCCAAUUCAUCAACGAGCUGAGGAAGAAGAAUUUCAAAGUGACAAAAAUCUCCGAUAAUUAUCUCGUCUUCUAUGGGAUCCAAGCACCGAAGGAAAUAUUCCAGAAGUACAUGUAUCUGCUGAAAGUAUCUGACACCUGCAACUGGAGCUCGAAUCAAAAAGACCUUUCUCUGAGCACAAGGAUAAGGAUCGUCCAUUUCAUAAUACAUCGCACAUGUAUCCACUCAGGAGAAAAUCUGCGGGAUCUUCUGAAGGCGAAGGUUUUUGAGGCAAGAUUCUGUUUACAUGAGAGAAGGAGACAGAAAGAGCUGAAGAAGAGCUGGGCACGAUGGUCAGCCUGUCUCCAAGGGCAACCCAUAACUGCUGUCAGGAACUACUUUGGGGAGAAGGUAGCUUUGUACUUCCUGUGGCUGGGAUGGUACACAUGGCUACUCAUCCCACCAGCUCUUAUAGGGAUCUUGGCCUUUCUCUAUGGCCUCAGCUUCUUCAACAGUUCGCCCCUCAUAAAAGAGGUUUGUGAAUCUGACAGAGUCAUGUGUCCGCUUUGUGACGAGGGUUGCAAAGUGUGGAAGCUUUCAGAGACCUGCUCAUAUGCCAAGCUGAGCCUGCUGUUCGACAACAAUGGCACGGUGCUCUUCGCUAUGUUCAUGGCAAUAUGGACAACACUGUUUCUGGAGUUCUGGAAGAGACAUCGGGCAACUUUUGUGUGCGAAUGGAAAGUGUCGGAGUGGUCUGAAUCAGAGGAGGAACUGAUUCUGGAAAUUGUGAACGAUAGUGACUGUCACCCAAAUGAGUACAAGCAUUCUUACCUCCACAGCACUCUGGUAUUGAUCUGUGUCACCAUUAUGAUAGCGGUGAUUAUUGGCUUGACACAUUUGUUGGUGGUGUUCAGGGUGAUAGUGGCAGGGUUUCUGGCUAAAAAAUCUUCCGAAAACAGCCAUUCCAACAUCGGAGCAAUGUUAGCAGGCGCUGUGCUCCAUUUCCUCAUCAUCACCAUCAUGACGCGGGUCAACAGGAUUGUAGCUAUGAAGCUCUGUGACAUAGAAAAAACCAGAACAUUUGCUGCCACAGAGAGGAGUUUUACUGUCAAGAUGUUCACCUUCCAGUUCUUCACCUACUUCUCCUCUCUCUUCUAUGUGGCAUUUUUUCUCGGCAGGAUAAAUGGCCAUCCAGGGGAAUAUGUACGGAUUGGUGGGAAGUGGAGACUGGAAGAAUGUCACCCAAGUGGAUGUCUCACAGACUUGUUCAUUCAGAUGAUGAUUAUAAUGGUGCUGAAGCAAAUCAUCAGCAAUGUGGUUGAGUACAGUGGCCCCUGGAUCCACAAGUUUUUGAGAAAAAGAUCCCCUAAGCUGCAGAGGAGAUGCGGUGUCUGCUACCAGAAAGAUGAAUCUGAGGCCAAAGACGGAGACGAGCUGUGUGAGAUGUGCAAACUCAAAGACUGGCACAAAAACUAUCAACUCACUCAUGUGGACUCAUUCAGCCUGUUCAACGAGUUCUUGGAGAUGGUGAUCCAGUUUAGCUUCACCACCAUAUUUGUGGCAGCAUUUCCGCUUGCCCCCCUGUUUGCUUUAAUCAAUAAUGUGGUUGAGAUCCGGUUGGAUGCCAUUAAGAUGCUCACUCUAGAGCGCAGAAUGGUUCCUAAGAAAACCAACAAUAUUGGUGUCUGGAUAGACAUACUGGAAGCUAUUGGUGUGUUAGCUGUCAUUGUAAAUGGGCUGGUGAUUGGGGUCUCGUCGGAUUUUAUCCCUCGACUUGUGUAUCGUUAUGUCUAUGGCCCAUGUGUCAACAGCACAACAACAGAUAUAGACUGCAUGGCUGGUUACAUCAGUAACACCCUGUCCAUUGCAUCAAUGAAUGACAACAGAGUAAAUUUUACACACUAUCAAAUGGUCACUCCUGAUGGCUUCAAUGCAACGUCAUGCAGUUACAAAGACUACAGAAACAGUGACUUUAAUGUUACUCCACAGUUUUGGUUGAUUUUGGCUGUGCGCUUUGCUUUUGUUAUCCUCUUUGAGCAUAUUCUCGUCAUAUGUAAAUUCAUUGCAGCCUGGUUUAUCCCGGCGGCUCCAAUGCAAGUGAAGAAUGACAAACUCUUUGACAAACUCGACAGACUUAAAGAGGAACUUAAGUCUUUUAAGCCUGACGGCGUUUGAACUCCUCGAUGGGACAUAUUUUACUGUGAAAAUACAACCCCAGUAUGGCCUUGUGCAUCUACAUCCAAAACUGGGAAGGGUUGAAACAUCUCUCAUCUUUUAUCACCAUUCUGAAGAGAUCAAACACAGUGACUCCUCUCAUCCAGUGUUGGAAAUUAACACUUUUAAGUGCUGCCUAAUCCAUGUACCAAAAAACUUUACAUAGAGACAUUUCUUUUUUGUUUUGUUCUUGGGCUCAUAUAGAUAAGGUUUGAAUUUUACUUUCAUUAUGUGCAUGAUUUUCAUACCACUUUUGGAGUUUUAAUGAUUUAUUUUAACCUGUUCUUACUAAGGAGGAACGAUAAUAACAUACAACAUCAGAGACUGUUAAAAACAAGGAUUUUCUCCUAUUGCCACUGGGUUACAAUUAUGGAUUAGGUUUAUAAAUGGUCAUGUAUUCACCAAGUAUUAUGGUUUCAGUCUUUGUGGUUGUAUGUUGUAUAAUCAUUUAAUGUGUUAUUUCAUAAAAUAGUAUUUAUAUAAAUCAUUGAUUUAUAUAAAUCAAGUCCUAUAUUACUAACGUGUGCCCGUGUUGAAUGGGUGUAAACCUCUGAGCAGAACUGUAAGUGUACCGUAACUGAUGUUACUUACCUUGCGUUUUAUUACAUUAGUGGUAUUAUAUACUGAGUAUUGGCUUAGAGCUUAGUGUUGGAUCUGUGAUCGUGAGCCAUCCAGUAUAUGAUUGUUCUGCCGAAAGCCUGCAAAUUAUUUAUAUUACUACACUAUUGACUGCUGAUUGUGGUAUCAUGAUGCCUUAAACUGUAAAACAAAACAAUGCUUGUUGCUUUUUUUUUAUUCAGAUCACAUUUGAGUGUUUAUUUAUAUAAAUGAGAAUGUUUUGCAUUAUUACGUUUUGUAUUAUUGAAUAAAAUAAGAGACUUUUAUGUGUA